Molecule: messenger RNA, 2408 nt
Organism: Phasianus colchicus (ring-necked pheasant)
Lineage: Eukaryota; Metazoa; Chordata; Aves; Galliformes; Phasianidae
Gene: ASIC4
Product: acid sensing ion channel subunit family member 4
Biological process (GO): sodium ion transmembrane transport
Cellular component (GO): plasma membrane
Molecular function (GO): ligand-gated sodium channel activity
Source: RefSeq, a predicted model, not a curated record
GCGAAGGCACAAGGAGACGAUCGACGAGUGAGACAAGAGGGGAGCGGCGGCUCGGAGCUGCGGAGCGGGGCCGCGCUCCCUCCCGACACGGCUCGGCCCUCCCGGCGCCGUGCUGGGCCGUGGGGGGGACCCGAGCCCCCUCCCAGCGCCUGGCCGGGCUCUCGGCCGCUGCCCGUGCCGGGGGGCAGCUCGCUGGCGGGGCAGAUGCCGAUUGAGAUCGUGUGUAAAAUCAAAUUUGCCGAAGAGGAUGAGAAGCAGAAGGAGAAAGAAGAAGGGGACAAGGAGAGCCUGAUCGAAGAGCCGGCUCGGCCGCGCUCCCGGGACCUGGCCGCGUUCGCCAGUGCCAGCACGCUGCACGGCCUGGGGCACAUCUGCGGCACAGGGCGGCCGGGCGUGCGGCAGACCCUUUGGGCACUCGCCUUCCUGGCCUCGCUCGCCUUCUUCCUCUACCAGGCGGCCAAGUCGGCACUGCUCUACCUGGAGCACCCCCACGUCGUGGCCCUGGACGAGGAAGCCAUCCGUGAGAUGGUCUUCCCCGCCAUCACCAUCUGCAACAUCAACCGCUACCGCCACUCCGCACUCACCGACGCCGACAUCUUCCAUUUGGCCAACAUGACCGGGCUGCCCCCCAAGGACCGCGACGGCCACAAGGCCACCGACCUGCUCUACCCCGACCCCGACAUGGCCGACAUCGUCAACCGCACCGGCCACCAGCUCGACGACAUGCUCAAGAGCUGCAACUUCAGUGGCGAGAACUGCUCCUCCCGGGAUUUCACGGUGGUCUAUACACGUUACGGCAAGUGCUACACCUUCAAUGGGGACCGGAGGAACCCUCGAGUGACCCGCCAGGGUGGCAUGGGCAACGGGCUGGAGAUCAUGCUGGACAUCCAGCAGGAGGAAUACCUGCCCAUCUGGAGGGAGACCAAUGAGACAUCUUUCGAAGCUGGCAUCCGUGUCCAGAUCCACAGCCAGGAUGAGCCGCCCUACAUCCAUCAGCUGGGCUUCGGUGUCUCACCCGGCUUCCAGACGUUCGUGUCCUGCCAGGAACAGCGGCUCACCUACCUGCCGCAGCCAUGGGGGAACUGCCGGGCCAGUGUGCAGGGAGAGCAGACACUGCCUGGCUACGAUACCUACAGCAUUGCUGCCUGCCGCCUGCAGUGUGAGAAGGAGGCUGUGGUGCGGAGCUGCCACUGCCGCAUGGUCCACAUGCCAGGCAAUGAGUCCAUCUGCUCUCCCAAUGUGUACAUCGAGUGUGCUGACCACACGCUGGAUGCAGCAGUGGAGGACAGCCAGGAGCGCUGCAGCUGCCCCACACCAUGCAACCUGACCCGCUACGGCAAGGAGAUCUCCAUGGUGCGCAUCCCCAACAAGGGCUCGGCACGCUACCUAGCCCGAAAGUACAACAAGAAUGAGACCUACAUUCGGGAGAACUUCCUGGUGCUGGACAUCUUCUUCGAGGCACUCAACUAUGAGGCCAUUGAGCAGAAGAAAGCCUACGACCUUGCUGGGCUUCUCGGGGACAUCGGGGGGCAGAUGGGCCUGUUCAUCGGCGCUAGCAUCCUUACCAUCCUGGAGAUCCUGGACUACAUUUAUGAGGUGAUCCGCGACAGGGUGAGUCGUGUCCUGCGGCGCUCCAAGCCACCUCUGAAGAAGCCCUCGGGGAGCAUUGCCACGCUGGGGCUGGAGGAGCUCAAAGACCAGAGCCCCUGUGAGACACUGGGCCGGCACGUGGAGGGCACCUACAAUGCGGGCAUCCUGCCCAACCACCACCACCGUCACCACUACCCUCACCAGGGCGUCUUCGAGGACUUCGCCUGCUAGGCCAGCUGGGGUCAGGGGGUUCCAGCUGGGGUUCCCCAUCCCUUGCAGCCCCAUCCUCAUGGAGAGGGAUUGUGGCCCUGGGACCGGCACUGUUGCUGCCCCCAGCCCCUUUGUCCAGCCCCUCCGCUUGCCCUGUCUCAAGCACACAGAGUUGGGGGGCUGCCCCACCAGCCAGCAGCAGAAGUGGCCUCACACCCUUGGCUGCCUGCAGAAGCAGACCAGCAAGGGGCAAGGACAGGCACACUAGGAGGGAUUGGGGGAGCAGGGGGCCCCCCGCAAGGCAGCACGUGCAAGGGGUGAGCUGGAUUUCCUGCAAACCCCUCCAAAACCCUUCCCACUGACCUCUCCUGAGGGGGGUCUCUGCCCUACACUGUCCCCCCAGGACCACUCAUCCCCUCCCAGAGAAUGUCGCCAUCCUGCUGCAGGUUAGGCAGGGCCGGAGGACACCCACCUGCAGUUUCACCUGCAUGGCACCACCCUGCCACCCAUCUGGCCCCUGGCACCACCACCACUGUGACACCCCCCAGACAUCUCCCCACCUUGCCCCAGUCCCACAUAGCCUGCCAGGGCUGAGGUUCCCUCCCCAC